AUGCAUAGCGCUAUGCAAAGCACUGUACAGUUGGAUAUAGAUACCGAUGCAGGUGAAGAUAUUCACCACAGUAUUGGAGUUCCUGUUGAAGGAGAAACUGAUGAACAUGAAGAAUCAUUAGCAAAAGAAGAUAUUCCAGAAGUAGUUGGCCCUAAGGAGGGCAUGUCUGACACAGUUGAUGAUAAAAUGUGGUUUAUCAGACCAAAAUCUGAAAAUUUGGAUUCCUUCCUAUUGUUUCAUCCAUGUCAACCAGUUGUCCUUUCUUUUAAUUCAGCAAAGUUAUAUCAGAGGAGGGAUGGAAAGAAGCGUCACUGGUUGACUUAUUCACAUGGACAUGGUGCCUUUUUCUGCAUGGUGUGUCUAGCUUUCAGCAAAAAGACAGACGACAGUGCUUUUAUUGAUGGUUGCUUUGAUGAAAAGCACAUGUACCAGAGAAUUGAAGAGCACAAAAGAAGCAACCUCCACAAUAAUAGCUCUGAAUCGUUUUUGAUGAGGUCAAAGAAUAUGGACAUAUCUAGUCAUAUCUUUGAGAAACAAACAACAGCCAGAAAAGAGGAAGUGAAGAGAAAACAUGCCAUCCUAGAGAGGAUAAUUGAAACCAUAAAGCUGAUUGGAAAAAGAGGCCUAAGCUAUCGGGCAACAGCUGAAGCAGCGUUAGAUAAUGAAAAGUUGGACCAUGGAAAUUUCCUUGAGAUUUUGCUACUCUUAAGCAAGUUUGAUCCCUUGCUGAAAAAUCACCUUGAUACAGUUAUUAAAAAAAGUAAAAAGCAGCAUCAAAGUGCAACAAGUAGCAAAGGACGUGGUGGCUUUGUUACAUUAAUUUCAAAAACUACAGUCAACAAUAUCAUCUGUGUAAUUUCAGCACUUUUGAAAAAAGUAUUGCCCAAGAGAUCAGAGAAGCCGGCAUGUUCUCAAUACAGCUCGAUACAACACAGGAUUUAA
Pelobates cultripes (western spadefoot toad) is the source of this 942-nucleotide messenger RNA. NCBI's taxonomy places the organism in Eukaryota, Metazoa, Chordata, Amphibia, Anura, Pelobatidae. The record is from the annotation of a GenBank genome assembly.